CAAAGGUACGUCCUCCUUGCUCAUCGCUUUUCCCUCCGUGCACGCCCGUCGCCUCGCGUCUCUCUGCCUGCGUCCACCCGCUGUACUCCCGCUGUCCGUGUCACCGUUUCGCUUCGCCUUUACGUCUGCGCUUGCGCCCCGCCUUCUGCCUUGCUCAAUUGUCUAACACCACUCCGUCCACGUUGUCUCUGCCUUACUAUUUCGUUUUACCCUCUUCGUUUUGCCCCGCUUUCGGCCAACGCAUCGUAUCCGCUACUCACUCUACGUUUUUGUGACUGCGCAGAGCUUGUCGCCUUCCUGAAAGAGUCAAAUCCAAAUGCAAUCUCCGGACCUGCAAAGACAGAAGAAAUCCGAAUCCUUCACCUGGGCAAGUUCCUAGACGAUGCAAAGACCCUCCAAGAGUGUAAAUUUGCAUCGGGGCCAGACAAUCUCACGACUGUACACAUUUCCCUACGCGUACCAACGAAGGCGUCGGAGGACGUCAAGGAAAAGAUAAACAAGAAGGGCAGCGCUUGUUGCGAAAUCAUGUGAUUUCAUCCCUAUGCUUACUCCUCAAACACAAGCCCAUCUGCCCACCAAUAUCUUGUUCAACCUUCAAAACCCGCCUGCCCCAUCCUUUUCUGUUAUAUUUCUCUCUCUCUCUCUCUCCCUUCUGCACGCCUCAUGUGCAACUUUUUUUUCUCUCUCCCGUGCGGACGAGGGUGGGAACGAUGACAGAACAAUAGCUGGCAAGUCCAGACCUUGUAAGUGGCGUUGGUUGAACUGCGGCGCGCUGUGGGGUUCGAACGAUGCGAGAGGGAUCCGUUCUGUAGUAAUGGCUAAGAUCCUUUUGUACUUUUUGGCGCGUGGCUUGUGUUGCCGUGAUCGUGAGCACGGAGGAGGUUGAGAGAAGGGGAUUAUGCACAGUGUUCAGCCUUUCGCCUCGCUCACAGAGCGACAAGCAGGUGCCGCACAAAGCCAUCGUCACGCUUGUGCACUGGCGAGCCUCUGCCGCGCCGCGACGUUUUGCAAUGUAUCGGAAACUUUAGUCAAGCUAGUGCGCCAUGUAAAUGUAACGUCUGAAAAGAA
Chondrus crispus (carragheen) is the source of this 1068-nucleotide messenger RNA. RefSeq lists its product as hypothetical. The transcript is spliced from 3 exons. NCBI's taxonomy places the organism in Eukaryota, Rhodophyta, Florideophyceae, Gigartinales, Gigartinaceae. The record is from RefSeq and is a predicted model, not a curated record. The annotation marks the transcript as partial.